UACGUCUCAAACCAUCCACGAGAUAGUUGAAAAGUGUUUUGCCAAGUUUGAAAUCAAUUGGAAAAAAAACAUGGAGAAUUAUCCAUUCCCAAACCCUGAGCAGAGGCAGGAGUGGGAGGAAGAGGACGCAGCCAUGGAGGAUUGGUGGCUGGAGCAGAAGGAGAAGUGUCAGGAUUAUAUCCCACACUAUUACCCUUUGGCGGGACAUUUGGCGGUGCCAAUGCACCAGUUUGUCAGUUUCCUGGCAUACCUGGGAGAUUUUCUGUGUGUUGCGAAGCAAGCUUCUGUUCAUCAGGAGAUGAGAGGAUUUUUGAACUUCCUCCGUCUCGUCGAUCGUGAGGAAGAGGCGAGGGAGAUACUGCCACAUGCGCGGUACGUCACCAUCGCCGCAUGGCUCAUUUUAGGCGUACAAGGUCGUUGCAUCGAAUAA
Diachasma alloeum is the source of this 430-nucleotide messenger RNA. RefSeq lists its product as uncharacterized. The coding region runs from base 71 to 430 and encodes 119 amino acids. NCBI's taxonomy places the organism in Eukaryota, Metazoa, Arthropoda, Insecta, Hymenoptera, Braconidae. The record is from RefSeq and is a predicted model, not a curated record. The transcript has 3 exons.